GAAAGGAAAUGAAAAGACCCUGUCUUCCAGCAAUGGAACAGCGCACAUCUUAUACGAGACACCAAAACGUCAAACAGCUUGCUGCGAACGCGCGCGGAUAUGGUCAAGCGUCCGAGUCGUGGGGAUUGCACAACGAACCGUACAUCGGUGCAUCGUCCCCAACUUGGGGCUCCAAAGCCGGCCGCCAGCAACAAGCGACCCGUCUUCCGCCCAGCGUGCCUUGGUAUCAUUGCAAGCAUAGCCACGGCCUAUCGCUAUCCGACCAGAGCGAGCCCGUCGGACCGCCGGCUAUAGCGUUUGACGGGGUAACCCGUGAGCGAGGCUCUCGCUUCAGCAAUUGAAAUUCGUGUCUGUCAGUGGGGGCUCUG
This is a messenger RNA of Phanerochaete carnosa HHB-10118-sp, 368 nucleotides long. RefSeq lists its product as uncharacterized. The record is from RefSeq and is a predicted model, not a curated record. Bases 33 to 341 code for a protein of 102 amino acids. The transcript has a single exon. Lineage: Eukaryota; Fungi; Basidiomycota; Agaricomycetes; Polyporales; Phanerochaetaceae.